UGGGAACUUCAAAUUCGCUCACCCAGACAAAAUGCUCGCGUCCACCAGCCUCCACAGCGUCUUCGUCUCUCGCACUCCGUCUGCAUUCCAUCGUCCCUUCUGUGAAAGAAUCAUUUGGAUUGACCACCACCUCUGCCGCAUUGCGCUUGCUUCCCAGGCAAGGUGUUAACCACCUCGUCACCAUGGCUGAGCCGGAGUCUAAGAAGGUCAAGGUUGACGGGACGACGAAGGAGGCCAUCAAGGAUGAGCAGCAGGGCACCGCCCGGGCCAAUAUGGACCGCACUCUCCAAGGGUGGUACAGCGAGCUGAGCCCCAUGUGGCCUGGACAAGCUCUUUCCCUGAAGAUGGACAAGAUUCUGUUCGAGGACCGCUCCGACUUCCAGGACGUCGUCGUGUUUGAGUCCUCCACGUGGGGACGCGUUUUGGUGCUCGACGGUGUGAUCCAGCUGACUCAGCGCGAUGAGGCGUCAUACCAGGAAAUGAUUGCACACCUGCCGCUGUGCUCGAUCGAGCCCCCCAAAAAGGUUCUCGUGGUUGGCGGCGGAGACGGAGGCGUGCUCCGCGAGGUGUCCCGGCACGCCUCUUUGGAGCAGAUCGACAUCGUCGAGAUUGACGGCAUGGUGAUUGACGUCGCGAAGAAGUUCUUCCCGGACGUUGCCAUCGGUUACGAGGACCCCCGCGUGAACGUGCAUGUUGCUGACGGUGUCAAGUUCUUGAAAGAAACCACCCCCGGAACAUAUGACGCCAUCAUCGUCGACUCCUCCGAUCCGAUCGGCCCUGCCCAGCAGCUCUUUGAGCGGCCGUUCUUUGAGUCGAUGGCCAAGGCGCUACGGCCCGGCGGCGUGGUGUGCACCCAGGCUGAGAGCAUCUGGCUCCACCUACCUAUUAUUAAGGAUCUGGCGCAAGCGUGUAGCCACACCUUCAAGGGCGGCUCCGUGAACUACGCCUUCACAAGCGUUCCCACAUACCCUAGCGGUAUCAUUGGUUUCAUGCUCUGCUCGACCGCUGGGCCCAAGGUCGAUUUCAAGCACCCGAAGAACCCCAUCGACGACUCCAAGAACGCCAACAAGAACCUCCAGCCUCUGAAAUACUAUACCAAGGAGCUUCACACUGCGGCGUUUCAGUUGCCGAAGUUUGCCCAAGACGCUCUUAAGGACCUUCUGACCUCCUAAAAGGUGGUCAAUGCUUUUGGUUAGCUUAUGAUGCAAUUCUAUGAUUGAUCGGAUGAGGAAGUUUGGUGAAACUAUUAUUGCACCGCGUGCGGGCGCACCCCUAUUAAUAGUUGAGGAUCAUUUCAGAAAGGGCUAUAGAGUCCAGUAGCUUUUGAAGCUGCGGACAUGGUUCAGUAUUGUGUCGGCCAUCAUAUGUUAGUUGACAAUGCAUGAGAAAGUAGCUGAGCGUGGCGAGAUGCCAAACAGAGCGCAGCCCGGACGUCUGAUUCUAACGAAGUCAAAGCAAGCACUGCGCACGAGUCGUUCCCUGUUCUCAGUCUUGCAUCUUUUUGAGUAAUAUUGAAGUGAUUUGGGAAGGUUUUGAUUGUCGAAGAGCCUCCGAGGUCAUAACGGUAGGAGCUGAGCAUCGUCAACUGAAUCCAAUCAAACGGAUUGGCAGGUCAAAGUGCGGCUUCAUUUUAUGUACGUUUUCAAUGCAGCCCUUACGAUUUUGAUAAGUCAUUCGAUGCAGUAUGAUAGUGUUGCGAAGCCGGGCCAGCCAUGGCACAUUGUACAGUACAAUCAUCGAUUGGUAGGACCUGUUGAGUCCGCGAUUGUGGC
Klebsormidium nitens is the source of this 1772-nucleotide messenger RNA. The record is from the annotation of a GenBank genome assembly. NCBI's taxonomy places the organism in Eukaryota, Viridiplantae, Streptophyta, Klebsormidiophyceae, Klebsormidiales, Klebsormidiaceae.